This is a messenger RNA of Dentiscutata erythropus, 183 nucleotides long. Lineage: Eukaryota; Fungi; Glomeromycota; Glomeromycetes; Diversisporales; Gigasporaceae. The record is from the annotation of a GenBank genome assembly.
AUGUCAAAUUGUUUCGAAGUCAUUUGGACAACGAAUUGGACUUAUAUCCAAUAUCCAAAACGAAUUGGAUAUAUGCCUAAAACCAAUUUGACACCAAAUUUUCAAGACAUCCAAACUUUAUGGAAUAACGCAAAACAAGACGAAGGGACGUCUUUACCACCGCCAGAAUCAUCUUCAAUGUAA